GUAAACACUCACCGCCCAAUCUCAAGUCUCCACCUUGAUUUUUUCAUUUUCCUUUCCUUUGUAGUAUAUGCAAGAUUUUCCCUCUCUCAAUCUCUGGUUCUCCCUCAAAAACGAAAAUGGCAAAUUCUCUGAUACUAGCAGCAGCUGCUGCUAACAAGUCACUCCUAGCAGCACCAUCUCACUGCCACUCUUUCUCAUUACACUCAAAUUGCCCUCCUCCUCAGCACACUCAAUCAUUUCCAUCCAAGGCUUUCCUCCAUCUUCACUCACUCUCUCUGACUUCACUUCAUCGCCGACUCAUUCCAGUUCCUGCUCUUGACUCUGACGUCCCUUACCCUCUUGACCAGGGUUCAACAGUGAAGGUAAAGAAUAGUAGAAGUAAGGAAAUUGAAGAAUGGGACUCUUGGACAGCCAAAUUCUCUGGAGGAUCAAAUGUCCCUUUUUUGUUACUCCAAAUGCCUCAAAUCAUUCUCAAUGCAAAAAAUCUUAUGUCUGGAAAUAAAACUGCCCUUUUGGCUGUACCAUGGCUGGGGAUGUUAACUGGGCUGCUUGGAAACCUUUCAUUGCUUUCCUACUUUGCGAAAAAGAGGGAAACCGAGGUUAUUGUGGUGCAGACACUGGGAGUGGUUUCGAUUUACGUUGUAAUUGCCCAGCUUGCAAUGGCAGAGGCCAUGCCUCUGCCUUACUAUAUGGUCACUUCAGUUGUUGUAGCAACUGGCUUGCUAUUAAAUUUCUUGAAUUACUUUGGAAUGCUCAGUGCUGGAAUCUGGCGCUUUUGGGAAGAUUUUAUCACUGUUUGUGGAUUGUCGGUCCUCCCUCAGGUUAUGUGGUCUACAUUUGUCCCAUAUAUACCAAACUCCAUUUUGCCAGGGGUAAUAUCUUUUGUCACAGCAAUCGCAGCUGUUGUCAUGGCACGAACAGGAAAACUCUCUGAAAAAGGUGUAAAAUUUGUUGGAGGAAUAUCUGGAUGGACAGCAACACUUCUCUUCAUGUGGAUGCCAGUGUCACAAAUGUGGACGAAUUUCCUGAAUCCUGAUAAUAUUAAAGGUUUAUCGGCUUUCUCAAUGCUGCUUGCUAUGAUUGGAAAUGGACUUAUGAUCCCUCGUGCCCUUUUUACUCGUGACUUCAUGUGGUUCACUGGUUCUACAUGGGCUUCCCUUUUCUAUGGUUAUGGGAAUAUUUUAUGCAUGUACUAUUUCAACAGCGUCAGUGGGAAAUUUCUUUUGGCAGCAACAGCUGGUUUGGUUUCCUGGAUAGGUAUGGCUUUGUGGAGAGACACUGUAGUUUAUGGAUACAGCUCACCUCUUAGGUCUUUGAAAGAGUUGAUUUUUGGCUCUUGAAUUCCUAA
Molecule: messenger RNA, 1348 nt
Organism: Populus euphratica (Euphrates poplar)
Lineage: Eukaryota; Viridiplantae; Streptophyta; Magnoliopsida; Malpighiales; Salicaceae
Product: maltose excess protein 1, chloroplastic-like
Exons: 9
Coding region: 117-1340 (407 amino acids)
Cellular component (GO): chloroplast envelope
Molecular function (GO): maltose transmembrane transporter activity
Source: RefSeq, a predicted model, not a curated record